AGGAACUCAGUCUAUAUAAGCAGUGGAAGGGAAGGCAUAACACACUUCGCCAGCUCACCAUGACUCCCCUGUGGCUUCUGUGCUGCCUGCUCCCGCACAUCGCCAGCACGAUGUACGUGCAGGAAAAGGCUGGGCCAGAUCUUAGUACUUAUAAUUACGUGGAGGAAAGGGCUGCGCCAGAUCUUAGUACUUAUAAUAGCGUGGAGGAAAGGGCUGCACCAGACCUUAGUACUUAUAAUUACGUGGAGGAGAGGGUUCCGCCAGAACUUGUCACAUAUAAUUACGCGGAGGAGAGGAUUCCGCCAGAACUUAUCACAUAUAAUGUGGACGAGACGUAUCUACGCAGAAACACCGGCGACUUUAAUCCGGAGGAGGAGCCCUUCGAACUGACCAACCCAGACGUCGUCGAUGGCCACAACCUCUUCGAGAAGGACAUCAUGCUGACGGAGGCGCAGUGGAAGAAGGUUCUGGCGAGGAAGGGCCUGGCCGACGAGAGGUGGCGCUGGCCCGAGGACGCCUCUGGGACUCCGCGCGUCAGAUACCGCUUCGCCGACACCAGCGUGGACCAGCAAGCCGUCCUGGCAGGCAUCGACCACUGGGAGACCCACACCUGCAUCCGGUUCGACCUGAUCACCAAUGCCAGCCAACCGCACCUGAUGUUCCGGGAACUGAGUGGCUGCUGGUCCUAUAUCGGCUACCUUGGCAUCUACUUCCCUAAUGGCCAAAACAUAUCGAUUGGCCAGGGUUGCCAGUCGCUGGGCACCGUCGUCCACGAGAUCGGCCACUCGAUGGGCUUCUACCACGAGCAGUCCCGCCCUGACCGCGACCUCUUCGUCCACGUCAACUCGGAGAAUGUCCAGUCAGGGAGGCUCGGCAACUUCGUAAAGGAGUCUGACAGCGUCGUCAAUAACCAGGACGUGCCUUAUGACUUUCGGAGCGUCAUGCACUACGGUGGGAAGUUCUUCAGCAUAAACGAACACCUGACCCUGGCAACCCUGGAUCCCCGUGACCAGGAGCUCAUCGGCAAACGCUUGGGUCUCUCUCACAUGGACAAGUUAAUCGCCAACCGCAUGUAUAGCUGCAUCGACAAAUGGCUUCAGAACUGUGACUUAGACACUGAUCCUUGCCAGAACAACGGUUACACGGGGGAGUCCUGCACGUGCGUGUGCCCUGAAGGAACAUCGGGUACACACUGCGAGACAGUCACCGGCGAUUACCACGCUUCCUCUCGAAGUGCCUGUAACGAGGUCAUCACUACCCCAACGACCAUUAGCUCUCCUGGUUAUCCUAUUAGGUAUACUAGAGGCGUAACGUGCGCCAAGUGGAUAAAAUCGCCAGAAAACAUGCUUCCCAAGAUAACAUUCACCGAUUUCAGGCUGACAAACUGCGAAUGGAGACUGGAUUACGUAGAGAUUCGGAUCGACAACCUUUUCGAUGGAGAUUUUUACUGCGGCACUCAAAUCGCUGCCAACACCUCCUUCGUCGGGGCGACCAGAGAGAUCAUCCUCAUGUUUUAUACACGAACCGAUGUCGGCGUAGGAUGGCAAGCAGAUGUGACCUUCUUCGACCCUUCGAUUACGACUACGACUACUCAAGAGCCCACUACAACUACUACGACUACUCCAGAACCUACAACUACAACAACUACAACGACUACUACGACUACUCCAGAACCUACAACAACUACAACGACUACUCCAGAACCUACAACAACUACAACGACUACUCCAGAACCUACAACGACUACAACGACUACUCCAGAACCUACAACGACUACAACGACUACUCCAGAACCUACAACUACAACAACUACAACGACUACUCCAGAACCUACAACGACUACAACGACUACUCCAGAACCUACAACUACAACAACUACAACAACUACAACGACUACUCCAGAACCUACAACAACUACAACGACUACUCCAGAACCUACAACUACAACAACUACAACGACUACUCCAGAACCUACAACAACUACAACGACUACUCCAGAACCUACAACUACAACAACUACAACGACUACUCCAGAACCUACAACAACAACUACAACGACUACUCCAGAACCUACAACAACUACAACGACUACUACGACUACUCCAGAACCUACAGCUACAACAACUACGACUACUACGACUACUCCAGAACCUACAACGACUACUCCAGAACCUACAACUACAACAACUACAACGACUACUCCAGAACCCACUACAACUACUACGACUACUCCAGAGCCCACUACAACUGCCACGACUACUCCAGAAUCUACAACGACUCCCCCAGAACCUACAACGACUCCCCCAGAACCUACUACUACUACGACUACUCCAGAAAUAACACCUACAACAACUCCCACUGGCAGCCCUACUCCCGAGAGCCCAAGUUGCACGCUUCACAACUUCAGCGACAAAGCAGACUGGACCUCCCCGUAUUUUGGUCUUGCCAAUUAUCCUAACGAUUUCAAGUGCGACAUUGUGGGAUCCUAUGAUGGACCCUUGAUGACAAAGUACACGUUUAAUACUUUCCAACUGGAAGAUAAGUCGCGGAGACGAAGCGAAAUAUGCCAUGAUUACGUCGACAUCCCGAUACCUGUAAACAGAACCAUGAAGUUCUGCGGGAGCCAGACGGGGUAUCUGAACGUACCCAACUUCCGCUUCUCCACUCAAUUCGUGUCUGACUCUUCCAUCACUGACGUCGGGUUUAACAUCAGCAUCAGCUGGGAAGUAACUGACUGCCAUCGCGUUAUCCAGCUCUCGAGGAAACACUCCAGAGGGACCAUCUCGAGCCCGAACUACCCCAAAGCAUACCCCGAUCAGGCGGCGUGCGAGUGGUGGAUUGUGGCUCCAGAAGGCAGGAAAGUGUCUCUGCAGUUCAAAAACCUUCAAGUAAGUGACCCUGACUGUGAGGCUUUUUACAUCGCGGUUGACAAGUCUGGCAGCGGCGACUACUUUCCAGAGACCAGCGACUUGAUAUGCAACGGCGGUAAGGAAAGCUUCACCUCCGACGGGGAGAGCAUGAAUGUUGCAUUCUACGGAAGGGCCAUGAGCAAUGCAAAGUUUUCCGCCACGUACAAGAUACAGUGAGGUGCCCCGUCGUCUCCUAAGGCAGGGGACGCGUGUGUUCCUGUGGAAUAAAGUAGCAGGGUGUUACUAUUUCUUUUAUUCUUUAACUUGAUUAGAUUUCCAUUUUGGUUCAUGGUUUUCUAUGUAAUUCUUGAGAAUAAAUAUUUAUGCAAAAAUUA
This is a messenger RNA of Penaeus chinensis, 3244 nucleotides long. RefSeq lists its product as uncharacterized. Bases 60 to 3086 code for a protein of 1008 amino acids. Lineage: Eukaryota; Metazoa; Arthropoda; Malacostraca; Decapoda; Penaeidae. The transcript is spliced from 18 exons. The record is from RefSeq and is a predicted model, not a curated record. Gene Ontology annotation, molecular function: metalloendopeptidase activity; zinc ion binding. Gene Ontology annotation, biological process: proteolysis.